Molecule: messenger RNA, 1696 nt
Organism: Alosa sapidissima (American shad)
Lineage: Eukaryota; Metazoa; Chordata; Actinopteri; Clupeiformes; Clupeidae
Gene: ssuh2.2
Product: ssu-2 homolog, tandem duplicate 2
Exons: 13
Coding region: 116-1234 (372 amino acids)
Source: RefSeq, a predicted model, not a curated record
GACGCAUUCAGCCCUAUGGUUUCGUUUUCUUAGAAAAGUGAGGAAAUGAAAAGUGAACGGAAAAGAUAGGCUACGUCGCUUUGAUCCAACUACAACCAUCCAAGAAGUCGCCUCAAUGGAUGAUACACGUUGCUUGCUAAGUGAUCAAGAUGAACCAGAGAGAGCACGGGGGCACUUGAAAGAAAAUUUGUCUGGAGCUUCAGCGCCUCCUGCCGAAGACGUCAACACGUUUCCUGAAAAUGAUGCAGGAGUUGGCAAAGACCUGCCACCGCCAUAUGCUGACAAUUCUCCACGGCCCAGCCAACCCCAGGCACCCCACUGGGAGAUUCCAUCCAUUAGUGAGGAGCUGGCCAGAGAGGCGCUGGUUGAGUAUGUGGCCUCCAGGUGCUGCUACAGCGGCAAGCCAGCCAAGGAGAUGGUCUUCUCCGACCUGCACUCCCUCAACACUUACAGGUAUCGCCUAGACACCUUUACAGAAUCCAGAUCUACUGAAUGGGCCAGUGAGCCAUACCACGGUCAGGUGCUGGACGGCUUCAAUGGUGUGGCAGCAGGACCGUGGGAUGUUUCUGUGCCCAUUCCAGCCAUGUUUCAGGACUGUCAGAGGGAUGUUCGUAUCCCCCAUUCAUCCUCUGUCAAGGGCUGCAAUCAAUGUUUGUCUUUGGGAAAAUCCCCCUGUAACAAAUGUGUUACAUCAGGACAGAUUCAGUGCAGUGUAUGCACUGGAUCAGGCAGGGACCACCACUCUGACACCAGGUGCCGCAGCUGCAGUGGAUCUGGACGAAUCCGGUGUAAUGCAUGCUCAGGUGCUGGUUCUCUGCAGUGUCCCAACUGUCAAGGCAAAGGCCAACUCCUGUGCUUCCUUAAGCUUACCAUCAAAUGGAGGAACCAUAGCAACGUGCAUGUAGUCGACAAGCGUUCUGGAUUUCCCCUGGACCUUCUGCAGGAGGCAGCGGGGGAGAUGCUCUUCACUGACAUGAACCAGCGGGUGUACCCAGUGGAAAGUUUCCCAGAUGGGGCCGUGAAUGCUGCAUCUAAACAAGCCGUGCAGGAACAUCACAUGCAGUUCUCCACCACCUGCCGCAUCCUCCAACAGAGGCAGACUAUUGAGUUGAUUCCUGUGACCAGAGUGCACUUCACUUGGAGGGACAAAACUCACAUCUACUUUGUGUACGGGGCCGAACACAAUGUCUACGCCAAGGACUACCCAGCCAAAUGCUGCUGUUCCAUCUCAUGAAAAACAGAAAGAAUCCUUAUAUAUGAUAAUGAACUUAACACAGCGAUGUAUAGGCUACUCAUUAGGCUCUGGUGCAUUAGUCAAAUGUUUAGACAUAGCUUACAGAAUAGUGAUGAAAAUGUUGUUUUUAGAUUAGUAGAUUCAACUUUUAUUGUCAUUGUGGAGAGUACAAGUACAAAGACAACAAAAUGCAGUUUGCAUUUAACCAGAAGUGCAAAAAUAAGCAGAAAAGUGCAAUGUGAUAUACAAAGUAUAAAAUGUGUUGUGAUUAAAACAAAUGUUUUUAUGCUUUGUUUAUAUCAAACCCGCUGUGUAAAUGAGUUGUAAAGAGGGUGUAUUUCAGCACUGAAACAUUUCAAGGAUGCAAUUAUGGGGCUAUUAGGUAAUACCCGUGCUCUCUAGUUUUCUUCUUAAGUGCAACUUAAUUUCUUUUAAUAAAUUUUCACUUAAUAAGUGUCUAAA